Molecule: messenger RNA, 1248 nt
Organism: Colletotrichum orchidophilum
Lineage: Eukaryota; Fungi; Ascomycota; Sordariomycetes; Glomerellales; Glomerellaceae
Exons: 3
Coding region: 1-1248 (415 amino acids)
Source: RefSeq, a predicted model, not a curated record
AUGCUGGCAUACUGGCUGUUCGUUUGGGCAACGCUCACCCUCGCCGUUCCAACCGGCGAUAGCCUCCACGAAAGACAGGAUGACAACCACUGGGUCGUGACAUGGACGUCCAUGCCCCAAGACGUAGGGCAGAGCAACCUGCCACCUUCGCCUUACAACGGAGCAAGUGCCGAAUUUCGCAAUGCCACCCUCCGCCAGACCUUUCACGCCUCCAUCGGCGCAUCGCGCAUCCGCGUUCAGCUUACCAAUACCUUUGGGGGUUCAGAUCUGCCCAUCACAGCGGCCUCUUUGGCUCUCCCCAUCGGCGGUGCGGCUGGUGUCCCGGGGAUCGAUACCUCCACCCUCAAGGGACUCACUUUCUCCGGGUCCUCGUCCGUGACUAUCAAGCAAGGCACCGUUGUCUACUCUGACCCCAUAGACUUCAACGUGACCCCUCAAGCGAACAUCGCAUUGAGUCUGUACACACAGUCGGGGCAAUCUGGAACCCGUAUCACGGGACACCCCGGAAGUCGCACGAGUUCAUGGAUUCAGAGCGGAAAUCGAGUGAAUGCAUCUUCCAUCAGCGGUGUAAAUACAACGCAUUGGUACUUUGCCAGUGCGGUGGAGGCGUGGGCUCCCAAGAACAAGUCUGCGUUGAUCGUCCUCGGGGACAGCAUCUCAGACGGACGCGGGAGUAUCGACAACGAGAACAACCGCUGGCCCGACCUGCUCCUCGCUCGCAUCCGAAAAAAUGGCUUCACCAACAUCGCCAUCGCCAACGAAGCAGCAGGCGGCAACGCAGUCCUCAGCGGCGGCAUCGGCCCAACGCUCCUGUCACGCUACCACCGCGACGCCCUCGGGCAACAAGGUGUCGCCCGCGUGCUCAUCUUUGAAGGCGUAAACGACAUUGGCCCCAGCGCCACCGACGCGGCCACGCAGCAGCGCAUCGGCGACGGGCUCAUCAACGCUUAUAGCCAAAUCGUGGCCGACUGCAAGAAGGCCGGGCUGGCCACCAUCGGGGCGACGAUCACGCCGUUUUCGGGGACCGGGCAGUCGUACGCGGACCCGGCGAGGGAGCAGACGCGGCUGCGGGUGAAUAAGUGGAUUCUGGAGAACGGGACGUUUGAUCAAGUUGUUGAUUUUGCGUCGUUUAUUGGCGAAGGGGACCAGUUGAAGCCGCAGUUUGAUAGCGGUGAUCAUUUGCAUCCGAAUGUGGCUGGGUACCAGGAGAUCGCGGACAGAUUUCCUCUGGACAUUUUCCAGAGUUGA